AUGACAGGUUCUUGGAUUAGAGCAGCUGAUUCAUUCAAUUUACUUGCUACAGAGGUUGGUGGUGUUGAAAAAUUGGAGUAUACUAGACAAGAUGCAUACAGCUUCAUUCAAAGGGAUAAAAGAAGCAGAAUUGAACAGGGUGAUGCCAACUCUCUCUUACAAUUAUUCAUGGAGCGCCAAAAUGAAGAUAGCAUGUUUGCACGGGAUUUCCAAAGUGAUGAGGAGGGCAAACUUACAAGCUUUUUCUGGAGUGAUGGGUCUUGCAGACUAGAUUAUGAUUGUUUUGGAGAUGUCAUCAUUUUUGACACUAGCUACUAUUUGAAUAAGUAUAAUUUAUGUUGUGCUCCUUUCAUUGGGAUUAACCACCAUUGGCACAAUGUUCUAUUCGAAGUUGGUUUUUUAUCUAACGAGACGAUAGAAUCAUUUAAGCGGUUAUUAAAAACCUUCAUUCGUAUAAUGGUAAGAGCAAUUGCUUUCGUUGGCAAUUACUUCCAAUUCCAAUGUUUACUUCCAAUUCCAAUGUUUACCGAUCAGGAUCAAGCGAUGGCAAGAGCAAUUGCUGAUUAUCUUCCAAUCACAAGACAUAGAUUAUGCCAAUGGCAUAUUUAUAAGAAAUUACCCCAACAAUAA
Phalaenopsis equestris is the source of this 630-nucleotide messenger RNA. Its product is annotated as protein FAR1-RELATED SEQUENCE 5-like. The transcript has a single exon. NCBI's taxonomy places the organism in Eukaryota, Viridiplantae, Streptophyta, Magnoliopsida, Asparagales, Orchidaceae. The record is from RefSeq and is a predicted model, not a curated record. The coding region runs from base 1 to 630 and encodes 209 amino acids.